CGAGGAGGGACUCAAGAAUGUGAAGAAUUUGUUUCCUGUUCAGGAAACACACAGACUCACACAGACCAGAGACCAGAGACCAGAGACCAGAGACCAGAGACCAGAGACCAGACCAGGGACUAGAGACCAGACCAGACCAGAGACCAGAGACCAUGGACCAGGGACUAGAGACCGGACCAAAGACCAGAGACCAGACAAGGGACUAGAGACCAGACCGGACCAGAUACCAGAGACCAGAGACCAGAGACCAGAUACCAGAGACCAGAGACCAGAGACCAAGGACUAGAGACUAGAGACCAGGGACUAGAGACCGGACCAAAGACAAGACCGGACCAGAUACCAGAGACCAGAGACGGGGUCUGAGGAGGUCUCUGUGUUUAUGGUUCAUCCUGGUUAUACAGUAUUUUCACAGUAUUUUAGUCGUACUUUUGCAGUAUUUUUCACAAUACCUUUGCAGUACUUUUGCAGUAUUUUUGCAGUACUUUUGCAGUACUUUUGUAAUAUUUUUGCAGUACUUUUGCAGUAUUUUUUGCAGUACUUUUGCAGUACUUUUGUAAUAUUUUUGCAGUACUUUUGCAGUAUUUUUUGCAGUUGUGCUGAGUUGAGUUUUGUGUCGUUCUCAUGGAGUUAUGGCAGAACCGCUGCUGAAGAGAACUCUGUCAAGAUUCAGAAACAAAAGCGGACCAAGACCCCAAGUCGUUACUCCUGGCGCCCCUGCCCCUGCCCCCGCCCCUACACACGCCCCUGCCGCUGCACCUGCCCACAGCUCCCGCCCUGCACCUGGACAUGAGGCAGGUGCAGGUCUGAGCCGGACUCCGAGCUCUUCCUCUGGCCCCAGUCCCGGUCGUGGUCUAAGUCCUGGUCCGGGUCCCGCCCCUGUCCGGUCCCCGCGGCGCCUGUCGUACCUGCAGAGUCUCGACAGGAGCAGCAGGGCCUGGGUCCUGUCAGACCACGCCCACGCCCCGCCCCCUGAGCCGCGGGGGGAGGGGCUAAUCUGGUACAACCCAAUCCCAGAGGAUGAGGAGGGGCCAGAGGGCAGGGGGCGGGGCCAGGGGGGGCAGGGGCCAGGGGCAGGGGGGCGGGGCCAGAGGGCAGGGGGGCGGGGGCAGGGGGCAGGGGGGGGGGGCAGGGGCAGGGGGGCGGGGAGGGUCAGGGGGGCGGGACAGGGGGUAGGGGGGCGGGGACAGGGGGCAGGGGCGGGGGCUAGGGGGCAGGGGGGGGGGACAGAGGAGCAGACGCAGGUCGUGAACACAGAGGACAAACCUGAAGCCAAAGUGACACCAGAGCACUCAGGAGGCGUGUCCGAGCGCGUGAUUGACAGGCUUCGUUCUCCGGCGCUGAAGCUUCGUCGUAAACUCAGCCUGAAGUCUCGCCGCGAUCGUCACGGCAACAGCAGCCAGGACACGCCCCCCACCGCCCAGGACACGCCUCCUCAGGACAGCUCCUCCCCCUCCAGGAAGCGUCCAAUCAGACGUCAGCACAGCGGCCGCAGAGGUCGCCAUAGUGACGAUGAGGAGCUGUCGCCGCGGCAACAGGUGACAUCACAGCAGAGGGAGGAGCCAAGUCCCCAUAGCCCCGCCCACAGCCUGACAGGUGUCCUCACAGUGCACCUGUCGAGACUGGACCUGCCCACACAUAGGUCGGGCGUGUCCAGGUGCGUUUCUGUGGUGAUACAGGUGGAUGAUGUCAUCAGGGCCCGCACCGCCGGCAUGACGAUGACAGGCCCCGCCCUCCGGCUCGACCACGCCUUCCACCUGCAGCUGGAGCGCGCUCAGAAGCUCCGAGUCCUGCUCCUGACCCGAGUGAGUCCAGAUCCGCAGGUGAAGUCCGUCUCCAGGACCAGACUCUGUGCAGCAGGAGGAACAAGUUUAACCUCAAUGUUCACAGGUUCUCAGACUCAGGAUGUGGUUCUGACUCUGGAGCCGAGAGGAACUCUGCUCCUGCGACUGACGCUGCAGGCAGGUGAGGACGCAGGGGGCGGGGCUCAGGUGUUUGGGGCGGAGCUUACAGACCUGGUCCAAAGAGAGUCCUCAGAAAAACCCAUCCCUCUGAUCCUCCAGAAGACUGUGUCCGAGAUCAACCGCAGAGGACUCAAGGUCCAGGGCGUGUACAGACUUUGUGGAUCGUCGUCUUUGAAGAAAUUCCUCAGAGACAGUUUUGAGUCGGACAGUUCGUCGGUGGAGCUGCAGGAGUGUCCGGACCUGCACGCCGUGACAGGAGUACUGAAGGAUUACCUGCGUGAGCUUCCGUCUCCGCUCAUCACUCCGUCUCUGUACGAAGCCGUGAAAGAGGUCAUGACCUCUGACCCCUGUGUGACCCCAGACCCCGUACAACUGCUGCAGUGUCUCCCCCCAGUGUCCAGGGCGACCCUGUCAUUCCUGUUGGAUCACUUGUCUCUCGUCUCCAGCUUCAGUUCGUUAAACAAAAUGUCGGCUCAGAAUCUCGCCGUGUGUUUCGGCGCCGUCCUCUUCGCCUCCGUUCAGACCGACCGAUGUGAGCGCGGCGCCGCGGAGACGAGACAAUCGGCGCCCGGUGUGGACUUCAAACAGCACAUCGAGGCGCUGCACUUCCUGCUCUCUCAUUGGCCAGCCCCGCCUCCUCAGGCCACACAGGAGGAAGAGGGCGGAGCCAGAGACAGUUCACCUGAGGCGGUGGGCGGGGCCUCUCCGGAGCCCAGGUGCAGGGCGCGGGACCUCACACACAGACAGGCGGGAGACUGGAGCCGUUACCAGCAGAGGGCGCCAGGUCCUGUGGAGGAGGAGGUCCUGGACCUGGAGGCUCCGUUUAAUUGUCGUCUGAGUCUGAAGGACUUCGAUCUGCUCAUCCAGGACUUCCACAGACAACUGAACCAGGUCUAGACCAGGACUAGACCAGGACUAACCUGGGUCUAGACCAGGACUGAACCAAGUCUAGACUAGAACUAGAUCAGGACUGAAUCGGGUCUAGAUCAGGACCAGCCGCGUGUUGGUCGAGUGUGGGUACCACAGCAGUGUUAUAAUAAAAUAAUAAUAAUAAUAAUAAUAAUAAUAAUAAUAAUAAUAAUAAUAAUAAUAAUAAUAAAAGUCGACUUGUCGUCAUGUUUGAGGCGGGUUUGUGUUUUGCACUUGUUUGAUUUUAUUUGUGUUUUAUGUUUUUCCUGAAGCUCUGGGUCCAAACCAAAGACUGAAACGUCUCUAAAAUAAUAAAGUUUUAUUUUCACUUUUUCA
Molecule: messenger RNA, 3206 nt
Organism: Boleophthalmus pectinirostris (great blue-spotted mudskipper)
Lineage: Eukaryota; Metazoa; Chordata; Actinopteri; Gobiiformes; Gobiidae
Product: rho GTPase-activating protein SYDE1-like
Exons: 13
Coding region: 630-2858 (742 amino acids)
Biological process (GO): signal transduction
Source: RefSeq, a predicted model, not a curated record